Messenger RNA from Pseudophryne corroboree (corroboree frog), 1422 nucleotides. RefSeq names its product paraneoplastic antigen Ma2-like. NCBI's taxonomy places the organism in Eukaryota, Metazoa, Chordata, Amphibia, Anura, Myobatrachidae. The record is from RefSeq and is a predicted model, not a curated record. The transcript has a single exon. Bases 1 to 1422 code for a protein of 473 amino acids. Gene Ontology annotation, molecular function: nucleic acid binding; zinc ion binding.
AUGGAACAGGUAACGGGCCAUGACAUAUAUAUGUGGUGUGUGGAUAAGGGAAUAGAUCCCCAGUGCAUUUUUGGGCUAGGCGGGGAUUUUAAGGAAAUCAAUGAUGACAUCGUUUUAAAGGAAGUUACAAAGCUGUAUGGGAUCCACAGGGCACAGGUGGCUGAUCGGUGGCAGGGAAAAGUUGGAGACACCAUUGCUGUGCUUAUAAAAAAUGAAAAUAGUUUAGAUCCCAUCUUACUCCCGGGGAUGAUCGUGUUGACUAGUAUCCCAGAUAGAAGGUUGACACUGCUGUGGCCUGAAGUUGGACAUGAUGGAGAUGAGGAAAGGGAUGGUCCAGUUACUGUGCAGCCAGUAUCGGGAGGUGACUCAAGAGGUUUUAGGUCUAAUAGGGCUCCUCCUAGAGAUCAAGACGCUAAUGACCCUAUGGCAGAAAGUAAUCAGGCAGAAGCAGUAGUCGAUAAAGUGGUGAGUCACCUAGAACGGUGGCAUUUCGAAGGAGGUUACCGAAGACUAAGAAUAUUUUCGGGAAUAAGCCCUGUACCAGCGGGGGAAGAGAACUACGAACUUUGGAGGGAAGCGGCUAUACAGCACUCUGAAGAGUGGCAAUGCCCUGAACACAUCAAGCGACAGCGUGUUGUAGAGAGUUUGAGGGGCCUUGCUAUGGGGAUUAUUCAAGCCACUAGGAGAAGUAAUCAACAGGCUUCCCUUAUGGAUUAUAUAGAAGCUUUAGACUAUUCAUAUGGAACCAUAAAAGAUGUAGGCGACCUGUUGGCUCGUUUGAACAGCACUUACCAGGAAUAUGGAGAGUCAUUAACCCGGUAUAUUUAUCGAAUAGAUAGACUCAUCUAUAAAAUUAUUGAUAAAGGUGGAAUACCACGAGAACAAGCUGAUGAAAGACGGCUCAAACAAGUAUUGAAAGGAGCUCUCACAAAUUGCUCAGUGGCACAAAAGCUCCGAUGUACUUUGUACAAGGCUAUCCCGCCCACUCUUAAUGAAUUAGUGAAAGAGGUAAAACUUGAGGAAGUGCAGAUCGAGAACCGUGACAAAACUGUAAAAAAAGUGAAGGUAAUUUCCCCCGUGGCGGAAAAACCUUCUCAGGAUGAGCGAUUGCUGACAUUACUGGAGGAGCAAAAUAAAAAAUUAGAACAACUGAUUGCCCUUCAGACAAAUAUCCAAGUUAGAGAGUAUAUACCUGCUACACAAUCUAGCCUGGGGAGGGGAAAUAGUAGACGGGGAGAGAAUAGGCCUCCACUUAUAUGCUAUGCAUGUGGAUAUGAGGGGCAUCGAGCCUUUGAAUGCCCAUUGAAUACUUCGAGAUUCAGAGGAAGAGGAAAUGGCAACUAUAACAAUAUUCGUAGGCCGGAAUCUCUGGAAAACUCCAACGGGAGUCCUGUGACCCCCUCACAGGCUCCCCAAUUAUAA